AUGGACCCAUUGAAAAAGAAAAUUAAUAAUAUUGAUCUGGUUCAUAAUGACUUGCCAAAUCAUCAAUCACAUCAACCCCCACAUAUGAUCAACGGUCAUGUAGGUAAUGUUGUUGGUAGUCAUAGCCAACCAAACAACCACAACAAUCACCAAGGCAAUCUUAACAAUAGUCAUGGUGUAAAGUUAGAUAGAAGCUCACCCACUGAAACUGCCUACAAGAAAAAGAGAAUCGUUCCCUCAAAGGCAGCCGGAGUGUCAAGACAGAAUGGCGGACUGCUCUGUGCCCAUAGCUCCAGAGAGCUGAGAAGGGUGUCUGCAUACUGUGUGUCAGACUCACUGAGUCUGAACCAAUCAUUUCACCACAUCGACCAAAUUGGUCUGAAUCCGAUUGAGCACAAGGAAUUCUUUUAUUUCACUCUCAAGCGCGAGCCAGAGGCACCUCCAAUGGAUAUCCCGAUUCCAGUUCCCACUCCGAUCGAUGAUCCAAUUGGUAACCAAAUUCCUACUAUCAAACUUGAUAACAGCAAUAACACUGGCAACAUUGUUGGAUCCGUCCAUAAUAAUAAUACUAAUAGCUCUCUCGAAGGUGCAAACUUUCUUCCACAUCUACCAAAACCAAUCGCUCAAAACCAUCAACAUCCUCAGCAACAGCAUAAACUACAACCUCCUAUCUAUUGGAAUGGAGAUCUAAACGAUCAAAUCUAUGAUCCCUCCAAAUUGAAUCCACCAUCGUCACCAACGAUUGAUUCCGAUAAUGUUCCAGAGAGUUUCUUGAUGGAGCCAAUCUUUGACUUGACAAGGGACUACGGAUACAAUCACAAUGAGAACGGAUUGGUAGUUAUUUUCGAAUAUGGUGUAGUUGUAUUCUGGGACUUGACUCCGUCCAUAGAAUUCAAAGUUAUAAAGAUGUUGGACCCUUUCAGAAUUGAGCCACUCGAUCACAAGUUGGUAGACGAUAUGAAGUUUGAAUAUUCCAAUGGUAGUCAGACAUCUAUUUUCCAAGACAAGAUCUCAUUGGACAGAGAAGAUGUAUACGUUAAGAUUGCAAUGAGUCAUUCGAUUUCACAAUCGGUCAAACUAUCUUCAUUUGAAGAGAAUCUAGAGAAAAUCAUUGUCGAAACCAAACAAGUACCUGUUCAUCUUUCAAAAGAAGGAAAAAUUUGUUUAUCACAAAAAAGAGUUGGACAACUGUUGGGUAAUUUGUACAUUCAAAAGAAUGCCAUAAAUCUACAUUCCAACUUACUUGAUACACCAGAGUUCUUUUGGGAGUACCAACAAUAUGAGAGUUAUCAUCAUCUAACCGAGAAAUACUUGGAAAUCAAACCUAGAGUGAGAACAUUGAAUCAUAGAUUGAUGGUUGUAAGAGAUCUAAUUGAUAUGUGCAGAGCUGAUAUUGAUGCAAAAGGUACUAUAAUAUUAACAAGUGAUAUAUCCAUUAAAUUACUAAUCAACUUUAAUUAA
Molecule: messenger RNA, 1461 nt
Organism: Heterostelium album PN500
Lineage: Eukaryota; Evosea; Eumycetozoa; Acytosteliales; Acytosteliaceae
Product: RMD1 family protein
Exons: 2
Coding region: 1-1461 (486 amino acids)
Source: RefSeq, a predicted model, not a curated record